This is a messenger RNA of Pseudophryne corroboree (corroboree frog), 3751 nucleotides long. It is a transcript of the gene MOV10L1, whose product is annotated as Mov10 like RNA helicase 1. Gene Ontology annotation, cellular component: P granule; cytosol. The record is from RefSeq and is a predicted model, not a curated record. Gene Ontology annotation, biological process: regulatory ncRNA-mediated post-transcriptional gene silencing. The transcript has 24 exons. Gene Ontology annotation, molecular function: helicase activity; ATP hydrolysis activity. NCBI's taxonomy places the organism in Eukaryota, Metazoa, Chordata, Amphibia, Anura, Myobatrachidae. Bases 1 to 3333 code for a protein of 1110 amino acids.
AUGGUUUUACCUGUUCCUGGGGCAGCUUCCUUGAAGGAUGCUGCAGACCGCAAGAUUGAGACCACACUCAAAUAUCUGUACACAGCUGUGGUGGUGGCCCAGAGAUCCACUAUAGCUUGUGCAUGGAUCUAUAUGGCCAUUGCUAAAUUGACUGUGUCAGUACGCAGGUGCUUGUGGCUACGCCAGUGGACUGCGGACGCGGAUUACAGGAAGGCUGUGGAAAGCCUACCAUUCACAGGUGAAGCCCUCUUUGGAGAUGAACUGGAUACGUGGAUAUCCAAGGCAAUGGCGGACAUCAAAAUGACCUCCAUUCUCUCCUCUUUUAUCAAAACCAUCUUCAGUUACCUGCAACAAAAAGUGUUCCUGCCAACACCUGACGAUGGGGAUUUAGACAGCAAGUACUCUGCUGCUUUGAUGAUGAACAAAGGAGGCUUGGAAGUUUCCAGGAUGACUCAUUUUGGAGUAAUCAAACAAGGACAGAGUAAAUCUCUGCAAAUUUGCAUUGAGAAUAAGGGAAAUAACACCCAUUCAUUGGUAGCUUGCAAAGUUGCAGGUUUGGAAAAAGAAAAUAAAUUCAAGUUUGAAAUGUGUACUUCAGAACUUGAUGUAGAUAAAGACUUAUCACCCUCCUUAAAAUCACCCCAUCCUUCAUUGAAGCCCGAGCAGAUGACACAAUCCUUAUGUAAUGUAACCAGUGAUAAACAAGAUGAAAACGAAAGAGCUCUGCCUUCUAAUUUAAUGACGUCAAAUGUUAGGAAUUACCGCAUGGGUUGUUAUAUGCCUUAUCUAGGAUACUAUUCUAAAUGCUUGAGUGGUUCUGCAGGAAAUUAUUUAUAUAAGAAUACUUUAGAGGGUCCUCUGGGUGUUCAUCCAGUGACAGAUAAUCACCAGACAACAUACAAUGGUCAUUUGACAUCAGGAAAAGUCUCUGCCUACAAUGGAUUCAGUGACUUGAAUGGCAAUCAUGAGAAAACGCUUCAAUCGUCAAAUGCUGGCUUUAGUGAAGCAAUGGUGAUUCCUCCUGGGGAGAAGACCUUUAUUGCAAUCACUUGUGAAGCAAGAAAUCCAGGUCGCUGCAGAGAGCUUGUAUUAUUCUGUUUCCAAGAAUUUAUUAUUGGGCGAUAUAUUGAAGCUACAAUUGAAAGUGAAGAGGAAUACCUGUUGCUGCCGGCUACUGAAUUUACUUCAAAGAGCAACAGAAUUCUUCAGGAGCCAAAGAGUUACAGCAUAGUUCUUUCUGCACCACGUAAAAGGCCAUCAAGAAGACAACUUCCAAGUUUUAUUCCAAUAUAUCCCAUACCAGAAAGACUUCAGAAAUGUGUGGAGCAAAAUAUGAAUGUACUGGCAAUAGAGCCUUGUCUGGGAGAAAUCCUUACAUUGUCAAAUUAUCGCAAGAAAAUGUCAACUCUACUUUGGCUUGAGGAUAUCCACAAUGAGAUAGAAAUGAAAGAAUUAGGUCUAAGUGGGGUUUGCCUGCAAAAGCGUGGUGGGUUUCUACUGUUGCAGGUACCUGGUAUCAUAGAGGGAAGACCAUCCCUAUUCCCAGGAGACAAAGUUUUGCUGAAGUAUCAAGCAUACACCACUAUGGUGGUAGAAUUUGCUGUCACAGUUGUUGAAAUACACGAUGAAGAAGUCACACUACGUGUUAACUCAGACUUGGAGCAGUCCUACAACUUCGAACCAAUGGAAGUGGAAUUUACAGUUAACAGAGUCACCAGCAGGAGGUGUCAGUUUGCUGUGGAACAAGGAGAACAUCUUGGACAAGCAGUGUUGUUCCCAGAAACUGUGAUAUUACAAUCUCCACAAGUCCUCACAACUGAGCUCAACAAACAGACUCUCACCCAGCAGGAAAAUCAGCAGGGUGAAGAAGAGUACAGAUCCCACACCCGCAAGAAGAAUUCUGUGUCCAUAAGUGACAUGGUGACGGUGGCGACACAGACUAGCAGACAAGGUAAGCGAUCCCCAGUGAAGAAAAAAAGCCAGUUCUUCAACCCAGUGUUGAAUGAUCACCAGAAGCUGGCUGUGAGAAGGAUACUGAGUGGAGAGUGCCGUCCUACUCCAUAUAUUCUGUUUGGGCCUCCAGGGACUGGAAAAACUGUCACUGUCAUUGAAGCUAUUUUGCAGAUUUACUAUGCAUUGCCAGAUAGUCGCAUUUUAGUGUGCGCCCCUUCGAAUAGUGCUUCUGAUCUUGUGUGUCUCCGUCUUCACGAAAAUGGGCAGCUAGAACCUGGAAGCAUGGUGAGGGUGAAUGCUUCAAGCCGUCAAGAAGAGUCAAUAAAUGACUUGGUCAAGCCAUAUUGCAGAGCUGGAGAAGAUAUUCAUAAGGCUUCUCGUUUUCGAGUUAUAAUUUCCACUUGCAGUAGUGCUGGGAUGUUCUAUCAGAUUGGUUUAAGAGUCGGGCACUUUACUCACAUAUUCAUUGAUGAAGCUGGACAAGCCAGUGAACCAGAGUGUCUCAUACCUCUGGGCCUAGUAUCUGAAGUGACCGGACAGAUCAUUCUUGCAGGAGAUCCCAUGCAACUUGGACCAGUGAUAAAGUCUAGAAUUGCUUUGGCAUAUGGGCUUAAUAUAUCACUGCUGGAGCGACUAAUGGCUCUGCCAAUUUAUUUAAGAGAUGAAGAAACCUAUGGGGCCUGUGGGAACUAUAAUCCAUUGUUGAUCACAAAGCUUAGGAAGAACUAUAGGUCACACGUUGCCUUGCUUCAGCUCCCAUCCAAGCUGUUCUACCACAAAGAACUGGAAGUCUGUGCAGAUCCAACAGUUGUGAAUCGUCUCUUGAGAUGGGACAAGCUGCCCAAGAAAGGAUUCCCAUUAAUUUUCCAUGGGGUCAGGGGAACAGAAAUGCGUGAGGGAAGCAACCCAUCCUGGUUCAAUCCAUCUGAAGCUGUACAGGUCAUGAGAUACUGCUGUAUCCUUGCUAAACAUGUCACUACAUCUGUGUCUGCCAAAGACAUUGGAGUGAUUACACCAUAUCGAAAACAGGGGGAGAAAAUAAGAACUCUGCUGCGGACUGUUGACCUAAUGGAUAUCAAAGUGGGAUCAGUGGAAGAAUUUCAGGGACAAGAAUUCUUGGUAAUCAUUAUUUCAAUGGUACGAUCAUGUGAAGAAACUCUUUAUGGUGAUACAAGAAAUUUGCUAGGAUUCCUUUCCAAUCCAAAACGAUUCAAUGUUGCCACAACUCGGCCAAAAGCCCUACUAAUCGUGCUUGGAAAUCCACAUAUCCUUGUGAAGGAUCCCUGUGCAUGUGCAUUGCUUGAAUACAGCAUAAUAAAUGGAGCAUACACUGGGUGUAAUCUACCUCCUGGUCUUGAAUCUCUUCAGCAGUGUGAUUAAUCCUACAGCUCGUACCUUCUUACAGCCAGGCCGGAGACACCUAAUCUGGAACAUCAGCAGCAUUGGUUCUGAUAUAAAGAGAAGCAGAGAGAAAAAUAAUAGCUUGUGAAGAUGUGUCUGACGAGAUCCUAGUGUUCUCCUCAUUUGUUUUUGAAAAUGAUCUUUAUAUUUUAGGUCAUCAUUGCAUCCACCGAAAAAAGCAAUCAGGGAACUGUAAAUAAUAAAAAAAUAAAUAGCAGCUUUGUGAGCUUAUUUGCACUGCCUAUCUGGAUGGUUGGAAUCACAGUUCAGGAAUGAUGCUAGUGCUGAGAUCCGUUUCUCUAGCUUUAGCAGUCCUUUUCUAUUACAUGAGGCUCUCUAUCGCCUCUUGUGGGUCAUUAUUAUUUGCUUUGUUUUUUCUUUAGCAGUCGAAGAUGAC